AAAAAGAGAGGGGAGCGCAGUGGAGGGGGUGACCUGUGGGGAGAGCGUAAAUAGGCGGAUUUCUGGCGCAUAACAUCAUUCGCUUUGAAUACUUCGUUGUGUUUACUUCGUUAACCUAAAACUAAAUCGAAAAUGUCAGGACGUGGCAAAGGAGGCAAGGCGAAGGGCAAGUCAAAGACCCGCUCCAACCGGGCUGGACUCCAGUUCCCAGUCGGUCGUAUCCAUCGGCUUUUGCGCAAAGGAAACUACGCCGAGCGAGUUGGUGCAGGUGCUCCAGUGUACCUCGCAGCUGUGAUGGAAUACUUGGCUGCCGAAGUCUUGGAGUUGGCCGGAAACGCAGCUCGUGACAACAAGAAGUCGAGAAUCAUCCCCCGUCAUCUCCAACUCGCCAUCAGGAAUGACGAGGAAUUGAACAAGCUUCUUUCUGGAGUCACCAUCGCUCAGGGUGGUGUUCUCCCCAACAUUCAAGCUGUUCUCUUGCCCAAGAAGACCGAAAAGAAAGCUUAAACUUUCUACCCACUUUCCAUCAAACAAUCGGCCCUUUUCAGGGCCACAAAUUUCUUUAUACGUUUGAAUUUUUAUGUUCAAUAUGCUUACAUAUUACAAAUUUAAAACUUUUUUUUAUAGUUAUUAGGACUGUAUGUAUGUUCGACAACAUUAGUCGCGUAAAAUGGUUUUCGUCAGAUUUUUUUCAAAUUUUGCAUACUUAUUCCUGAAGUAUUUAUCUACAUAAUGAGACCAAUUUCAUUAAUUUUGACCGUUUCAAAGCUUCAAAGAAUUAAUUCAAAGUUCAUACGUUUUGCAUGGAGGGAGCACACAAUGCAU
Molecule: messenger RNA, 825 nt
Organism: Leptopilina heterotoma
Lineage: Eukaryota; Metazoa; Arthropoda; Insecta; Hymenoptera; Figitidae
Product: histone H2A-like
Exons: 1
Coding region: 133-507 (124 amino acids)
Cellular component (GO): nucleosome
Molecular function (GO): structural constituent of chromatin; protein heterodimerization activity; DNA binding
Source: RefSeq, a predicted model, not a curated record